CUCUUCUGUUUCAUUUCAUAAACAAUCAAUAUGAAAUUUACUUUUGCUACUCUCUUUGCCUUUGCUACCCUUGCUGUCACUCUGACUCACGCUGCUGAAGGGGAUGACAUAGUCUGUAUUCAAAGCAUUAUAGCAUGCCCUAAAGAGUGUAGUGAGACAUGUAUCUACCCAGAUAAACCUUGUCCCAAGACAUAUCAACCCACAUGUCCUACCAAAGCAACAGAUCCAGUUAAAUAUCCUCCUGCUGAUCCUAGUGAGGAUGAUGAGAUUGUCUGCAUCCAGAGUAUCAUUCCCUGUCCGGAAGAAUGUAGCGACACUUGUGAAUAUCCUACAGAUGUACCUUGUCCUAAAACCUUCCCACCUCGUUGUCCCGAUAAGACAAAUCCUGUCAAAAGCACUCCUCCCAAGGACAUGGUUUGUACUGCAGAUAUCAAACUUUGUCCCAAGAAAUGCCGCAAGACAUGUAUUUACCCCACACAUUUGCCUUGCCCCUUGACUCAUAAACCCCGUUGUCCACAUCCCCAUGAGCUUGUAUGAUGAGAUAUGGCUCCCAUCGCAUUUUUUUAAAC
Mucor mucedo is the source of this 569-nucleotide messenger RNA. RefSeq lists its product as uncharacterized. Lineage: Eukaryota; Fungi; Mucoromycota; Mucoromycetes; Mucorales; Mucoraceae. Bases 31 to 537 code for a protein of 168 amino acids. The record is from RefSeq and is a predicted model, not a curated record. The transcript is spliced from 4 exons.